AUGCCGCUGAUCAUGCCGAAGGACGAACUCAUCAGUGAUUUGAACAACGAUAACCCAGUGGUGGGCCUCAAAGGCACGCUCAGCUUGAAAGGUCGAUUCAAGGACAGGCUCAGCCGUCUGCUGGGACGAGCCAUCUCCUUGUCUGAUGCAGACAGUUCUCAACCCCUCCACAUCUACGUUGGCUCAAAGAGUCGCUCCAGUGCAUCGAAUACGAUGCACGACGGUCAGGUUCGCAAGUUCAGUCCGCAAAAAGAGGAGGCUUCACAAGAUCAAUGGGAUUUAAUCCUUGUUCAUGUGCCUACAAAAAUUCACAAUACGAUCAUGCGUCUUCGAGAAGUAUUCAACAACUACAGGAGCAAAUUUGAUACCAUGAUCACUCAGAUAAUGGGCCUCGAUGAUGUCGAUGGAUACGGCUCCUCGCUUGACACCGACCUCGGCGACCUCAUCAUCUUACUGCAGCAACUAGCUAACAGCUAA
Messenger RNA from Didymella exigua CBS 183.55, 477 nucleotides. RefSeq lists its product as uncharacterized. The transcript has 2 exons. The record is from RefSeq and is a predicted model, not a curated record. Bases 1 to 477 code for a protein of 158 amino acids. Lineage: Eukaryota; Fungi; Ascomycota; Dothideomycetes; Pleosporales; Didymellaceae.